This is a messenger RNA of Ilex paraguariensis (yerba mate), 1319 nucleotides long. Lineage: Eukaryota; Viridiplantae; Streptophyta; Magnoliopsida; Aquifoliales; Aquifoliaceae. The record is from the annotation of a GenBank genome assembly.
UUCCUUAUCUCUUUCUCUCUCUCUCCCUUAACUCUCACCCGCCUCCUUUUCUUAAUCUCUCUGUCUUACUCUCAGGCAGGGAACCACCCGAAAAGCUCAAUAACUUUUUGCCUCUCACUCUCCCUUUGCCUCAAUCAUGAUUCGGAUAGUUGAAAAUGGAAAAAGUUGGCUUCUGCCUUGCACUGUUUUGGAAUAGUGGCUGCUGCUGGUUCCUGAUGUGCAAGGAGGGACUUGAAGAGGAUGGACGGUGAUGGUGAUGGUGAUGGUGACGGUGAUGGUGAUGGGGAUGGGCCGUGGUAGUUGGUGUCUGUGUCUUUGUUUGAUAUGGUGAUGCUGUUGGUGUUGGGAGUGGGUGAAAAGGAGGGUUGGAAGAACCCAUUUAUUGAAAACAGGUUUAGUUGGGAGACAAGUGGGUGGGUUAGAGAUAUCAGCUGGUUACUUUCUUAAUGGUGUGAUCAAUGAGAAAAGAGUUUUGGAGGGAAUGCAUUGGGUUUUGGAAUUGGGAUUGGGAUUCCAAUAGUGUUGUUGGGGUUUCAAGCAGAGGUGGCAGGGAACAACUGGUGUUGGGAGAUGAGGAAACUUCCAACAGGUACUGUUUCAUACGUGAUAUUGGGGUAAUUUCGAUUCUUGACUCGGGAUUUCGUUCAACCAAUUCUCUCUCGCUGCUACUUUAUUUCGGUGAACAAUAUUCCCGAUUUGUUUAAUAUUCUAAUAAUCCAGGAAAGAAAAAAGUUGAACGCAAUGGUGAAUGCUAGCUAUACACGAAAAGGAAAAGCAAUCUCUUAUGCCAAAGAAAGUGAAAAUACCUAAUGUCAAAUGGUAUUAUUGGUUGAAUAAUCGCAAUACUAAGUAAUUGUUAAGAAAAUUUUACUCAUUCAUACCAAUAUUUUUUGUUAUUUCACUUUUUAGGUAAUCAAUGAUAAUGUUUUAACAAAACGUCAAAUGACACAACGUGCAUGUCGGGAGCGCGAGAGAUCGGAACGUCUUAAUCUGUUAUGAGCAUUAGAAGACUGGGAGGCUCAACAGGAGAACAAUGAACAUUAGAACUUAUGAAGCAAUACUUUUCAGGUUGUAUUCAUUCUUUUGGAAGUUGGUGGAAUCUCAAAUGACAAAAUUUAUUCUUUUGACAGCAUUUGUGAACUUAUUUUUAUUAUGUAGAUAGUUGCAUUUGUGGACAAUUUUUUGUUUGAAAUAUUUAUUACAUGGGUGAAUUGAGUUUAUAAUUAUGUUUUGUUAUUGAAUUGGAUUGUAAUAAUGGUGACAAAUAUAAAAAAAAAUUAUUGAUUUCAUUUAUUACUUAAAGAUAGUAAAUUUGAUUU